AUGACAUAUUGCAAAAACUGUGGCUUAUAAAAAAAUCACAUUGAAUAAUAAUGUAACUCUUAGAAAUUUUCUCUAUUUCCGUAGUAACAGUAGAAUUAGCCCUUAAAACAAGAAUAUUUGGUUAAUUAAUCAAACUAAUAAAGCUUGAUAGGUUAAACUGAUAAUGCUUUCACAAACUAAUAAAGUAAUCUUAAAUUGCCUGAUCAAGCCAAUAGAUCAUCAAUUGAAGACAUCUAUCUCAAGGAAUUAUUAAAAAAGUAUAAUAACAAGGAAGAUCCUAAUUAAUCUCUGGAAAAUAGCUCGAAUUAGAGUAAAAAGGACAGUUUAAGGGAUAAAUAUCUUAAAGAUGCUUGA
Messenger RNA from Tetrahymena thermophila SB210, 354 nucleotides. RefSeq names its product oxidoreductase, short chain dehydrogenase/reductase family protein. NCBI's taxonomy places the organism in Eukaryota, Ciliophora, Oligohymenophorea, Hymenostomatida, Tetrahymenidae. The record is from RefSeq and is a predicted model, not a curated record. The transcript has 2 exons.